Molecule: messenger RNA, 246 nt
Organism: Parastagonospora nodorum SN15
Lineage: Eukaryota; Fungi; Ascomycota; Dothideomycetes; Pleosporales; Phaeosphaeriaceae
Exons: 2
Coding region: 1-246 (81 amino acids)
Source: RefSeq, a predicted model, not a curated record
AUGUCAUCUCCGCCUUCUCCAACACCCAGCGGCCGAAACGCAGAAGAUGUCAAGCUCGGCCUAAUCCAAGUACCUUUACUCGUCCCACUCUGCCUCUUCUCGCCUUUCUUCCUUACAUUCAUCGUCUUCGUCAUUUAUCGUUUUACGGUGAAAACUCCCCUAGCGCAGGGAUCAGAGCAAGAGGUGGUUGAGAAAGAUGUCGAGAUGCAGCUUCAGAAGUUCUUAGGGAAAUCUGAAAAUAGAUGA